ACCAAUUAGUGGACAACUCUUAUCAGGCGUGCAUUCAUUAAACGGAAGUACGCGCCCCGAGCAGCUGACAAGUUAUAAAUGCGUCAACUUUGAACAAGUUUUGCACGCGUUCAAACUUGACACUCGUAGCGGAUCAGACUGCCUGCUCACCAUCACCAGCUGGUAACUUGAACCAUGCUUCCUUGCAACGAUGACAACAAACGGAGGCUUUUGCGAGCCUUUUUGCUCGUCCUCGUCUGCCAUUUGGGGACUUUCAGCACAGCUGCGCAAGAAGAGAGGGCUCGACGUGGGACUUUUCUCUUCAACAAUCUGUGUGCCCUGAAAGCGGACCCGGGGCCUUGCAGGGCCUUAAGGGACAGAUUCUUCUUCAAUGUGGACACGGGCCGUUGCGAGCAGUUUGAAUACGGUGGUUGUAGAGGGAAUAAGAACAACUUUGAAACCCUGGAGGCAUGCCAAAAAGUGUGUCUCGUCUCAGAUGAUAAGAAUCCGUGUGAUUUACCCCAAGUGGAAGGUCCCUGUCGCGCCCUGAUGCCUCGUUUCUACUUUGACAGCAAAAGUCGGCAGUGCAAGCACUUCUAUUACGGCGGUUGCUUUGGCAAUGCCAACAAUUUCUUUAGUAUGGCUGCGUGCGAGGAGAAAUGUCAAAGACAAGAAGACGAUGCUCAGACCAGUGCCCAAGUAAUCAAUGAUGCGCAACAAACCAUAAAAACUGGUCAGCACUUGGUCAACAAGACUGUGGUGCAAAUGAACGGCACCGAUUCAAAGUCCUCACCAGAUGUAAAGCAGGAGGACAGGUGCUCCAGUCCUAUUGACAGAGGAACUUGUGACGGAAGCAUGCGCAGGUUUGCUUACAACCCCGCGACCAGAAGAUGUCAGGAGUUCACGUACAGCGGCUGUGGAGGGAACAACAACAACUUCAAACACCGGAGACAGUGUUUUAGGAAGUGCGUUAAAAACCAGAAAGAUGGUGGGAUGAAGAUGAUCCGGAUAAGGAAGAAAAACAUCCCCAAAAUUCUUCUCGACUCGGUCUGAAGACACAUUUGCACUAGAUCCUGCACUUGUCUAACCUGUAUUUAUCCCCACAUAUAUAUUUUUGUUGCCGUUAGACCUGCACUCCAUUUUUGAUAAUGGAUGCAAGGGUUUCUGCUUUGUAGUGAGCACGUGCAAUUUACAUUUUUCUGCACAUGAUUUCAUCAUGUCUUUGACAAUAAACACUUUAGUUUUGCAGUUUCAACCUAACAAAUUAAGCAAUUCUCAUUUUAACAUUCAAUAUUGUAUUUUCCAUUUGACAGAUAAUCAAACGUGUGUGUCAAUGUACAAAUGACAUACCGGGAAGGUUCUUGAACUGUAUCAUGUAAUAACGAUGUCUGUGGGCGACAAUUUAAUCUGAAUAAUCCUCAAAUGUCUGCUUUCAAUACAAAUACUGAUCACAUAAUCAAUACCGUUUCACUGUACUUGCAGCAAAAAUCCGUCACAAAUUGCUUGCUCCGAAUAAAUGUGAUCAUUUCUAAAAAUGUGUACACUAUUUGUGUUCCUAAAAACCAGAGGGGGGCAGUGUUGUUCAAAGUUGUAGUUCUGACAGUGGUCUCUUAUCUUGUUUUAAAACCAUGUCUCUGCUGCUUUGUAGGACACUUUGAAAGCUGUUACUGUCGAUCUAAGGACUAGAAUGUUUACUUUUUGACAUAGUUGUCUGUAGAUAAUGUUGGUGCCAAAUUUUGAAUUUUUUCAACUCAUUUUUUUUAUUUUCCAUGAGUAAAUUUAAUUUAUCAUGGAUUUUUUUUUUUUUUUAAUGGAAAUUUAAAGUCGUUAUUAAAAGGAAUAACUAAAAUAAUUGUGAUAUUAUUGUUGGGGAAAACAAUACCUCAAUUUACAGGAAUAAAGUUGAAACAUGUUAUUUAAGAUAAUUAACACUGGAAGUCCCGGGUUUUUUGGCUAUAAAGAAAUACCAGAAAAGCAUCAAAUGACCCUGAUACCAAACUGACUACUUUGCUUUUUCAAACAAUAGACCACUCAAGUAAUCAAGCAGCCUAGGUGUGAAGGUUUUUUUUACUCUGGAUAGCUGCAGUUAGCAUCUUGAAUAUUUGCAAAUCCAGACACGUUAAUUCCUGGGUUAGUGUAAAAAUGAUGAGAGGGGCCAUGUGGCAUGAAAGUAGCAUCCAGAACUGUUGCUAAACCAGUCUACAUUUUAGACAAUUGAGUUUUAGAACCUCUGGAACAAAUCCCAUCAAGCACCUAUACUUUGUCUUGACAGGUCCAACAUUGUUUUCAAGGUUCACAGUUUAUUAUGGUGAAGCACACAAUGACCAAAGAACUUUCCACAGCAGCUCAAACGGCUGUUUUGUCACAGCAAACACAAGCUUCAGUAUGCAGUAUAUACUUUAAAAAGGUUGUCCGCCCGAUUGCCUGCCUGAGUGGUCCACUGUCCGACAAAGCCAAGGCAGCCCUGCCCUGCAAACACUCAAAUUGCUAACUAGCAAUCCAACACUGGUUUUGUGGGAAUGGGAAAAACUUAAUGAUCUCAGUGCUCACAAAAGAUAUGCUGAUUGGGGUCAUGUGACCCUUCUCUGGUAACAAAAGUGAUUUGAAUCAACUGAUCCACCCUCUGUAGUUCCAGUGUUAAACUUCUUGUGCUGGUCGGACUAUAUUAAAUGAUAUAUAUACACGGAUUCGACAAAAUGAUGGAAACACCAAACAUUUUGGCAUCAUAGUCAUCGAACAUAAUUGGCAUGAGGAACAUUCUAAUGAAGUUGAGCAUCUCGUAUGGCCGGCACAAUCCCCAGACCUCAACAUUAUUGAGCAUUUAUGGUCUAUUUGAGAUUCAAUUAAGAUGUCGAUUUCCACUGCCAUAGUUUCAGAAAGAGGAUUUUUUUUAAACUGAAGAAUGGCUUUAAAUUGCUUUGGAAACUUUUCACAAGUUCUAUGAAUCAAUACCUCAGAGAAUUGAUGCUGUAAUUGGCGCAGAAGGGGAACCUGCUCCAUAUUAAAUUUGUUUUUGUUGAUUUUUUUUUUUUUUGUUUUUUUUAGGUGUUUCCAUUAUUUUGUCCAACCAAGGGCGUAGGUUUGCAUGGGGACGGUAGGGACAUAACACUAGCAACUUUUCAGGAUGCUGAAAUUGUCCCCACCAACUUAUAAGCAACCUUAUUUGCAUCAUAUAAUGACUUCAGGUAUAUAGGUAAUUUAGUCUUCCCAUAAGUUGUAAGGAUAGAAUUGACCCUACCAUUAUAAAGUGAAUUACAAUGUACUUUCAUUAUGUUCACUUAAAUUGAUCUCUUCACUUGCUGAAUGUUUUCCCCUCAAACCCAUGUUUGAUAGGCUGAUGACUUGACACCCCCCCCCCCCACACACACACACACGCAUUCACAGCCCCAACAGAAAUAAGACAUGCC
Molecule: messenger RNA, 3386 nt
Organism: Corythoichthys intestinalis (scribbled pipefish)
Lineage: Eukaryota; Metazoa; Chordata; Actinopteri; Syngnathiformes; Syngnathidae
Gene: tfpia
Product: tissue factor pathway inhibitor a
Exons: 7
Coding region: 175-1032 (285 amino acids)
Biological process (GO): negative regulation of peptidase activity
Cellular component (GO): extracellular region
Molecular function (GO): serine-type endopeptidase inhibitor activity
Source: RefSeq, a predicted model, not a curated record